Lindgomyces ingoldianus is the source of this 428-nucleotide messenger RNA. RefSeq lists its product as uncharacterized. Lineage: Eukaryota; Fungi; Ascomycota; Dothideomycetes; Pleosporales; Lindgomycetaceae. The record is from RefSeq and is a predicted model, not a curated record. The coding region runs from base 54 to 281 and encodes 75 amino acids. The transcript has a single exon.
CAAUAGCUUUGCGACAGCGCCAACGGUUGACUCACAACCCAACCCGUGUCCUUAUGCUGAUGAACAUCCUCCUCACUCGGCACACUCAGCACAUUCAGCACAGCGCCAAAAGUGGGGCACACCCUCGCCCUUUUAAGCCCUACGUUGCCCCCCUUCGUACCCCUCCCCCUUUUUCAGCUUCCUCGUCAUCUCAUCUUAUCUUAGCAAGCAAAGGAAAGCAAACAAAUAGAAGGAAAGGAAAGGGAAGCGAAGCGAAGCAAAGCAAAGUGGCUGAAUCAUAAGGCAAUACGAAUCGGUUUGCAGCGCAAUCAGCCUUACGCUGGCCCUGCCUUACCACAUAGCAGGAUUCUGGUUAACGGUGAUCGAUUCAGCCUCCCUUCUGAAUGCCAGAUGAGAGCCUGGCCAAACCGGGGUGGGCGAUGAUGUCA